AUGGCCGCCGGGCUGGACCGAGGGGGUGGACCCGAUGACCUGACCUCGGCCCGACCCGGGCCCGGGCCCCGCGCCGACACCGACACCGACACCACUCGUACCGCUCGUCGCGCCGGGGCGUCAUCCUCUGUGACGUUAACGGCGCCGCCUCGAGAGGCGAGCCUGUUCCUGGGGAACACGCGGCCGUUUGUUGGACGUUGCUGCUACAUCUGCACGCCCCAGAGCUGGGGUUUGCUCUUCCACAACUACUUAACUUUACUGGGAUUUCGAAACGCGAUCCUCGUCACUGAGACCCACACGCGGUACAGAGGAUGGUUGGCUCGACGUCUCUCUUACUUUCUGUUUAUCCGUGGGCGCACGGUUUACCCGGGCGAUAUCUGUGAUCUGGAGGAGAAAAUCAUCAACAGCACCAGAGUGCAAAAAGCCAUUCAGGGGAGUUUGUCGAACCGACCUUCACCCGACCACAAGUCGAUUCAGGAGGUGAAAAAGAAGGUGCAGAGAAUUAUGGACCAGAUCAGAGCUGUGAUCUCACCUCUCCUACUCCGUUCACAAAUCCCGGCUGGACCGCCUCCUGGUUAUCUUCAUCUUGUUCUGUCACAGUGUGAGGGUCCGUACCUCACUGGCGGGGAAGACAUCCGGCUCCCACUGCUCAGAUCUUUGCUUCGAAGGCUGGGAGGAAUCUUCAUUCCACAGAUGGCAAAGGGAGCCAAGAGCAGCUACACAGAGGACCUUAACCAGGCUGUCCUAACCUCGUACAUUGAGGAGCUGCUGAGAGGACAGGAGAACCUGCAGCUCUACCUGGAAGAGGCUGUGCCCAGGUCUGUGCGUCCCUCUCUCACAGGCAUGGUCUGGCUCACCUGUGUAUUUAAAGCCUUUCAGUCCAAGGUUAUACCAGAUGCCGCUCUGGUGCCUGUGGGCAUCUCAUACGAUCGUAUCAUCGAGGGAGGAUGUUUGGAGCAGACGGAUCCUGACAGCAUCAGCCUCUGGGCAGCUUUGUGUUGGAUGUUAGGAUUUGUGCGGAGGAGAUACGGCUGUGUGCGGGUGGACUUUGGACAGCCCUUUUCACUGAAGGAUUACAUUGAGAACGAAGGGAUCCGCUUGCGCAGUUCUACACUGCCGCUGCGAGAGUUGUUAUUGCCGUGCAUGUUUGGCUCCAGCUCGGACGCUGUGUACUACGAGAGAUCUCAGGACUGGAUUCUGACCGGGGAAGGACUGCCUCAGCUCGACAGGCGUCAGCAGCAGCUGGUGACGGGCCUGGGGAGACACCUGCUUUACACCGCUACUUCCUGUUCAGCCAUCAUGUCCACAACCAUCAUGGCAAGUCUCCUCCUACAAAAACACCGACAGGGCACUCUGCUCAGUGUUCUGGCCAGGGAUUUCCAGUGGCUGACGGAGGAGGUGCUGGCCAGACACUUUGAUGUGGGGUUUUCAGGGCAGCUGCGGGAUGUGGUGCUGCACGCUCUCUAUCUGCUGAGAGACUGCGUGACUCUCAGGAACUUCCCACUGAACGACCUGCUAGUGACACCGAAGCCCACGCGCAGGGCUGUGCGGGAGCUCAGUGUGUACAGCCGGGGAAUCCUGCCCGUCUUUAUAUACGAGGCUGUUGCUGCCUGUGCUCUGAACUCCCUUCUCAGACAAGUGGCUAACUGUGUGACUGACUGGGAGUCCAACAUAGAGGUGGCGAUUAGUCAGGAGGAGAUCACCUUUAAGAGCAUUCAGCUGUGUCACUUACUGCCCAGUGAGAUACUGCUGCUCCCGCCUUGCAGGUCCACGUACCAGUUUGCCCAGGAGGCUGUGGACAAGCUUGCAUACUGUGAGAUCCUCGUCAUGGAGGAGAAUGAAAACAAACGGCCGGCCUGUGACAUGUGGAACAGACGCUUUUCAAAGGAGCUGAGCUGGAAGGUCACAGAAGAUUCUGAUGACAGUGACAGCGACUGUGAGGCCGAGUUCUCUCAACGGUACUUCAAGCUCGGCCAGUCCAGCGAGAGCCACGAGUGUUUCCUCUUCCUGUGCGCAUUGCUGGAGCCAGUGAUUAAAGCUUACGGGAGAGCAAUGUGCUUCCUACAGCGGCUGGACAGCCCCAAACCAGAGUCGGAGUUUGUGCUGGAACUGCAACAGUAUUUGGAGACACAGGCAGAGGAACGGGGUGCAUAUGAAAGUGCCACGCUUGACCUGGCUCACAGCGCUGUCCGAACCUUCAAGGAGGUGGGGGUACUUCGAGAGGAGCCGGGUGUGACUGGGCCAGUGCUGGCGUUCAGUGACAUCUUCCUACAGCCAGAGAACAGACAGACACUCCAAGACUACAUUCAACAGUUUUCUUGUUAAUCCCAAACAAAAUGCGCUGCCUUCUUUCUCUCUCGUGUUUGAAUCGGUUCAGAGCAGGUAUGUUUUUGGGUUCUUGGUCUCGUCACGCAGUCAGGAGGCUUUGAACCCUCGAUCUCUCAUGAAUGGACUUUGUCAUAAGAACAUAAGAAUUUGCUGGCAAAAGACCAAGGUCCAUCCAGUUUGUCUUCCACCAUCCUGCAGUCGUGUCCCAAACUCUAUGUGUAUUGUAUUCUCAUGUUGGGGCAGGACGUGAGCCACAAUCCCCUUUCUCCUGUUGUGUUCAAGUGACUGUUUUGCACCUACCGCAGCUUGGCUGGCUGGCAGGAACACAAACCAGCCCUGUUGUGGUGAGGAGGCUUUUUUGCAUUAGAUUAUGUGACUUGGACAAAAAGAAGGGAGUGUUGGGCGGAAACAUCAGCAGCCAAUUUACUCUGAUAUUGCACAUUAAUGUUUAAGUUUAAACUUUGCUUUUUGUAUCUUUUGAAAUGUCUCAGCACUUGAAUAAAGCAAAAUCAGUGACCACAUCAA
Messenger RNA from Callorhinchus milii (elephant shark), 2853 nucleotides. RefSeq names its product glycerol-3-phosphate acyltransferase 2, mitochondrial (gene gpat2). Gene Ontology annotation, cellular component: mitochondrial membrane. The record is from RefSeq and is a predicted model, not a curated record. Lineage: Eukaryota; Metazoa; Chordata; Chondrichthyes; Chimaeriformes; Callorhinchidae. The coding region runs from base 1 to 2325 and encodes 774 amino acids. The transcript is spliced from 20 exons.